AAAAAGGGAGCUGUUGUGACCAUGCUGGGGAAAAAGGAACUUUUCCAAAAAAAAAGUUUAUACCCUUGCCACUUUUUAUUCUAGCACAGGAGGGCUUGGAACAGUGCACUGACUGCUUUUGAACCUAGACACUUCCAUAGUUGCAAAAAGGUGUCUGUUUCUGCAGCCAUGUUUGUGGUCACCCUUCUUCUGUACACUGUGCUUCUGGCUCUGACAGGGUUGUAUUUCUAUGUCAAAAUGAAGAGGCCUGAAGGAUACCCACCUGGACCAGCACAGUGGCCUCUUUUGGGCAACAUUGUCUCCCAGGCAUUCUGCAGAAACUUCACUGAAUGCUACUGUUAUUGGGCUAAAAAGUAUGGCAAGGUUUUCAGUUUCAAAUUUGGUCAGUAUGAUGUUGUCAUUGUGUGUGACUACAAAAUAGCAAAGGACAUCAACACCUGGGAGACACUGACCAGCAGACCUCAGUAUUUGUUUUACCACUUCUUUAUGAAGUAUCAGAACUUGGGAAUAAUCUUUUCCAAUGGCGAACUUUGGAAGCAAAACAGGAGGUUUACACUGAAGACUUUGCGAGACUAUGGUUUUGGCAAGAAGAAAAUGGAAGGAACUAUUUAUGAGGAAUUCAACAUAUUACUGGAGGACAUAUUCAAAGAAGGAAUACCCAUGGGUGAUGGAAAAGUAGUUGAAUUCAAAGAUGCAAUGACACUUGCCACAGAAAAUAUCAUGAACUCAUUCACCACUGGAAAGCGUUAUGAAAAAGAUGAUGAAGAGUUUCACAAAUUGACAAACAUCCUCAAGACCAGGAUUGUUGAUCUUUCAUUCAUCAAGCUCAUGUCCAUCUUCCCAACAAUCUAUCACAGAAUUCCUGAUUUUUGGCUGAAAGAGCGGUACAAUGAGAGGGAUUACUUUUACAGCCAAAUGAAGAAAGUCAUUCAGGAACAUAGGAAAACCUUGGAUCCAGCAGAGCCCAGGGACUUCAUUGACUGCUCUUUGAUUGAACAAGACAGACUCUUGAACAGCAAUGACUCCAAAGAACAAGUUUUCACAGAUGACAACAUUGCUUGGACUUUGGCUGAUCUGUUCCUGGCUGGGUCAGAUACAACUUCCAACACCCUUAGGUGGUUCUUCCUGUACAUUAUUCAUCACCCACAGUAUCAAGCAAGGAUUCAACAAGAAAUUGACACUGUACUUGGUAGAGAAAGAAAACCAACUUGGGAUGAUCAUUUGCAGAUGCCUUUCACUGAAGCAUGUGUUUUAGAAAUUUUGAGGAAGGUGUCUGUGGUGCCCUUUGGGGUUGACAGGAGAGCAGAAGAGGAUGUGGUCAUUGGUGGCUACAAAAUUCCAAAGGUAUGA
Messenger RNA from Notodromas monacha, 1350 nucleotides. The record is from the annotation of a GenBank genome assembly. NCBI's taxonomy places the organism in Eukaryota, Metazoa, Arthropoda, Ostracoda, Podocopida, Cyprididae.